CUUGAAACAGGACCAGGGGCAGGUCGACAGCAAGGAAAGCAGAAUCAUUGAAAAAUGAAAAGUACAACGUCCGCAUCGUAACGCAAAGGUUCUCUGGCCUACUACUACUGCAGCUGCGGCUGGGAUUUUCUUGAUCCACUUUCACAAUUUGGAGAAAAAGGUCAUUUGACGCGCGCAAACGAAGAGUUGUCAAUAUGAAUAACACUGGCCAACAUUCAAAUGGUCCUGGAUCUGCUUGACUGAGUAUAUGGAAAACGUCACCCAUUGGCAGACAGACACUUUGCUUUGACCCUGGCCCUUCCUGUCUCACCUGUCCAUGGCAAAAUGGAUGCGGCCGUGACUGACAGCGGCACGUCUCCACCCAGCCCUGAUUUUAGUCUGGACUCGUCCAGUCCGUUUGCAAAUGGCCUGCACUUCGAGUCACUUCUGUUUGAAGACGAGGACGAGGAUGAAGCUCCGGAUCCAGAGACGGUGUCUCGGCUGGAAAGAGCCUCGACAAGAGAACAAAAUUUAAACACAAAAUUAGAUGUCAAGGCUAGAAGCAAAAUCUCAAAGGCUCGCUCCUCCUUGGGGAAAGAAGUCGUCUUUGAAGACAAGUCCACAAGUGAUUGCGGGAUUUCGUCUCUUGUGAGCACGCCUGCCGGGAUUGUAAUGCAGACCAAAAAAAGCACAAGAAAGGCUCUACCACCAGUGAAAUAUUUGGAGGGUGAAGUUAUAUGGGCUAAAUUCAACCGUAGACCAUGGUGGCCCUGUCAGGUGACCGUUCACCCAGUUGAGGACGUUUACCACAGAAUUAAAGAGCCACCAGACAGGACCAGUCGUCAGUAUUUCCUCAAGACAUUUGGGGAACCCGAAGAACAAGCAUGGGUUCCUGAGCGAUCUACUCAUAUAUUUGUGGGUGGAUAUCAAUUUAACAAUCUCCCUUUUGUGAAAGGAAGUGGACGCCAACAAGACGAAAACGCCAGACACUCUAUACCCAAGCGUUUUCUGAACUCUUGGAGAGCUAGUGUGGUUGAAGCCGAAGCACUUCUUCUCCUGGAGAAACCAAGGGUCACCUCUCCAUGCUCAGACUUCUUCCAAUCAAUCUCUGGAGGAACCACAAAUAACACAGAAAACAAAGUGGAAUUACCCAACAUUAGUCGUCUGAGCAAUGGGAACGCCUCAGCCCAUAAUCAGGGGUCUAAAAACAAAAAGAAACAAAGAAAGUCGUCAACACGUUUGAAACCAUCGGAGGAGUUUCAUUAUGAGAAGGAUAAGAUGAUGGAAGGCUUGGACAGUCCCUACUCUGACAUUGAUUCGGUGCCACAGAUCCGCAGAUGUCCCAAAAGCUCUGAGCGAACAUCAAACAUCAAACAAUCAAACUCGAGUCGGCUUCCCGUCGCAAAUGACAAAGAACCGAAAAAGAAUGUGGAGAACCAGGGUGGCCUUUGGUUCAGUAAAACAGGGAAAGGUCAAGUCAAUGGGGGAAUUAAAUCUGUGAACUGUUCUUUUGGGAAGGUAUCUUGUAAAAUUAAGAUGCCAGAUUCAGCAAGCAUGAAACCCAAGGACAACCAAAUCACCGGACUUGAGCAUCUAUCAACCGAAGCCAGGAAAGCUCUCGGCAGGAGAGUCAAGUGCCUUCCGGCAAGUAGUCGGCUGAUGACGAGAGCGCUGAAGGCGAUGGAGGAGGAAGAGUGGAUAAAGAAACAAGAGCCAACCUCAAAUGUUGAAACGGGGAAUUGUGUGUCGUCCACAGAUCUAGACAACAAUCAGAAGAGUCCAAGCUGUGAUCAGGAAGAAGACUCAUCCGAUCUUCAAAGUUGCAAAAACAAUGAACAUUCAGUCAAAUCUUUGAUAUCUCAAGCACCCGUUGCCUUUCAUACAUCCAAACUCGAACAAGAGAGUCGCAUUUCUGACUUAUCUUCUAGUUCUACUCCAUCUCUGUGCCUAAGUGUGGAAGAAAUGGACAACAUGAAAGAAUUAACCUUCAAAUCACUAGCAGGCCAGCCCCUUUCGUUUCAUCCUGAUGCAAACUAUAAGUUCAGCACAUUCCUUAUGAUGCUCAAGGACAUGCACGAUAGCCGGAAAAACGAUGGAACGGCAUUGGCGAUCGAACCGUUACCCAAAAAUGAACUUAUCAAAGAGGAGCCAUCACUGAUUCCCAAUGUGAAGGAUGAGCUGACCACUGUACGUACAAAAAAAUGUCAAUUGGGGAAAAUCACAUCCAAACAGAAGAGGACGAAGCUGAAAUCUGGGACGAAGCCGAGUAUCCCGGAAAAUCCCUGUAAAAAAAUGAGUUGGAAAAAGAAAACCGACGACUCGUGUGAGAAACUGAUAUCUGAGAAACCAGAGACCUCAGCUCAGUUCUCAGCCAAUGUGCCCAAAAAGCGUUGGCAAAAGUUUGACCAAGCCAAUAACAAGUUGCAUGAGAUUGAAGGAGGUUGUGUUCACGAGACGAAAGGAUUACCCUCGGAAAAUGGCGAAGUUUUGGUGGGUGGCAUAGUUGAGUCUUUUUCUUCAGCUUCCAUCAAUGCAUUACAAAACGCUCAAGCCAACUACCCUACAGAAUGUAAACGCAUUCGAAAACCUAGCAAAAGACUCAUCGAAUGGACAGAGGAAUACGAUCAGUUGUUUUCCACUAAGAAGAAAGCGAAAAAGAAACCGGAGUCGUUUACUAAGGUCGAAAGCCACGUUUGCAGUGGUCCAGUGGAGGAGAUAUGUGGCGGAGGACGUAUCCCGAAUCCUCAGGUAACAGAAGGAGGCGUGUCGAGACCCCUGCCGGAACUACAGACUCCUCCCCCUGAGGACACGUCUCAGAGCGCUCCUUCAGUAAAUGCCACGCCAGGUCAAGAGAGUCCAGUGUUGUCUGUUGACACGCUAACUCCACCUCCAGAAACAAUCCCAUCACCCCCUGCUGAACUUUGCCACGAGGAGCCGAUUCAAAGACAAAAUGCUUUGGCCAUUGGUGAUGGUGUGUGUCUAAGCACAAAGAGACAACGGAAACCCACCCAAAAGAUUCUAGAAAGCUCCAUUGAAGCCGAACCAGUUUUCAUUUCUAAAAGAAAGGCGAAGUCACAGAAGAUGUGCUCAUCUGGACAAGCUACAAAAUCAGGAAUGGGACAACAAUCAUCCAAAAGUAAGAACAAGCUGUCUUCUGAGUCCAUCGACAAACCAACUGACCCAAUCCUAAAAAGCACAGAGAUGGAGAUAAAAGUUGCUCCUGCGAUGCCUCAUCCAGCUGACCCAGAAUCAGCAGAGGACGACUCGGAUGCUCUCAGAUGCUCAAGUUCAGAGAUGUUUGAAUCUAGUUAUGGCUUGUGUUCGGAAAGAGAAGAAAAUCCACAAUCUGAUGAAGGAGUCUCGGAUAAUAAAGGACUCUCAGAGGAGAACGGUGGCAGCAUCUUACUCAGUGAAAACCUGUGUCAGGCGUGUGAGAAGCAGGGCGAUCUCCUUCUGUGCGAAGGGCAAUGCUGUGGGUCAUUCCACCCACAAUGCACUGGUCUGAACGCGCCUCCCACAGGAACAUUUCUAUGUCAGGAGUGCACGUCUGGUAUCCACUCAUGCUUCAGUUGUAAGAUCCCGGGUGAGGACGUCAGGCGCUGUAUGCUUCCUGGAUGUGGGAAGUUCUACCAUGGGGAGUGCGCCGCCAGCCAUGCACCCACUGUACCUCUGAACCGGGCCUUUCGCUGCCCUCUCCACGUCUGCCUGGCGUGUUUCAUCACAAACCCUACCAAUCCGUCCAUAUCUAAAGGCCAGCUAACCCGCUGUAUCAGAUGCCCUGUGGCAUAUCACGCCAACGAUAACUGCGUUCCUGCCGGCAGUGCCACGCUCACCCACAGCAACAUCGUGUGUCCCAACCACUUCACCCCCAGAAAAGGCUGCCGCAACCACGAGCACGUCAACGUCAGCUGGUGCUUCGUCUGCUCAGAAGGAGGUAGUCUGCUGUGUUGCGAGUCCUGUCCUGCGGCCUUUCACCGAGAGUGUCUGAACAUCGACAUGCCCGAAGGCAGCUGGUACUGCAACGACUGUCGCGCUGGAAAGAAACCGCACUAUAAGGAGGUAGUGUGGGUCAAAGUGGGCCGCUACAGAUGGUGGCCGGCAGAGGUUAGCAAUCCCCAAAACAUUCCCGAGAAUAUCCUGCGCAUGAGACAUGACGUCGGAGAGUUCCCAGUGCUUUUCUUCGGCUCUAAUGACUACCUGUGGACUUACCAAGCCCGUGUGUUCCCGUACAUGGAGGGCGAUGCCAACAGUAAAGAGAAAAUGGGAAAGGGAGUCGACUCCACCUAUAAGAAAGCUUUGGAAGAAGCUGCUCGAAGGUUCAAAGAACUGCAGGCGGAGAAAGAACUACGGCAGCUCCAGGAGGACCGACAAAUUUACAAGAAACCUCCACCAUACAAACAUAUUAAGGUGAACAAACCAAUUGGCAAAGUGCUGAUCAUCUCAGCAGACCUGUCGGAGAUUCCCCGUUGCAACUGCAAAGCGGCAGACGAGAACCCCUGCGGGAUGGACUCGGAGUGCAUCAACCGCAUGCUGCUGUACGAAUGCCACCCGCAGGUCUGCCCCGCGGGCGAGCGCUGCCAGAACCAGGGCUUCAGCAAACGGCAGUACUGCCAGGUGGAGAUCUUCAGGACGCUGUCUCGAGGCUGGGGACUGCGCUGUGUACACGACAUCAAAAAGGGAGGAUUUGUUAACGAAUAUGUUGGCGAGGUGAUUGACGAGGAAGAAUGCCGUGCCCGGAUUAAACACGCUCAGGAGAACAACAUCGGCAACUUCUACAUGCUUACGUUGGACAAAGAUCGGAUCAUCGAUGCCGGGCCCAAGGGAAAUGAAGCCCGUUUUAUGAACCACAGUUGCCAGCCGAACUGCGAGACCCAAAAGUGGACGGUCAACGGAGACACUCGCGUUGGGCUUUUUGCGCUCACAGAUAUCCCUGCUGGCACUGAGUUAACGUUCAACUAUAACCUUGAGUGUCUGGGCAAUGGGAAGACCGUGUGCAAGUGUGGAGCAUCAAACUGCAGUGGAUUCCUGGGAGUGAGGCCAAAGAACAACCCCCCAUCCGAUGAUAAAGGCCGUAAACUGAAGAAGAGGUCCCACAUGAAGCGCAAAUCCCAGCAGGUAAUCAAGGAGCGGGAGGAUGAGUGCUUCAGCUGCGGAGACGGAGGACAGAUUGUGUCCUGCAAGAGGCCCGGCUGUCCCAAGGUUUACCACGCCGACUGCCUCAAUCUCACCAAGAGACCUGCAGGUCGUUGGGAGUGUCCCUGGCAUCAGUGUGACCUGUGUGGACAGGAAGCAGCGUCCUUCUGUGAGAUGUGCCCUAGUUCCUAUUGUGUGGAACAUCGAGACGGCAUGCUUUUCAUAUCCAAACUGGAUGGGCGACUGUCAUGCAGCGAGCACGACCCCUGCGGCCCCGAGCCCCUGGAGCCUGGCGAGAUCCGGGAAUGCCCCGGGGAAGCGGCCACACCGUACCCUAUAAACGCCAUCAGAGAUGCCAAAACCACGACCCGAAACGCCCCCUUCAGCCCGCCACCACUCAACAUCUCUUUAAACUGUGCAUAUUCACCCAUCUCUCCCUAUGGAGAAGAGAACGAGGAAGAGGACGAGAGUUUGACGCACUCAGAAAUGGAUGAUGGCGAGAAGAGCGUAUCUCAAGAUAAUUCGGAGCGGCUGAGGUUAAAGAAGAAAACAGAAGUAUGAAGGUUUAAUCUAUUGACUCUCGAAGCGAACUGACCUCUUGUUUUCUCACACUGACAUUCACUGCUGUGCUUUGAGUCCCAAUCACUACAACAUACUUGAAGAUGGUACUCAAUCUCACCGAGGAAGAUGACAAUGCUUACAAAAAAAGAUGAUUGAACACACAACGCCAACAUCAUGAGAUUUCGGCCAUCGUAUUAUUGCUCUACGAAAGAUGUUGAGCAUCACAAAAGAGAAUGAAGAGACAGUAUUGAGGGAAGGGAAUAUAUAUUUUUCCAUGGAAAUGCCAUUGCCUUCUUCAUCGAGUCAAAUAAUUAUGACUAUAAAUAACACGUACUGUUACCAAAACUCAUUUGUUCUGUAUAUCUGCUCUGUGAGCAAAUAGUACAGAACAUAAGCUUAGGUUGAAUUUUACUUUUGAAAAAGUAAAGCCCAAAGUAUAUUUCGGUUUUUACGUGAAUGGUAUAUGCAUACAAGUUCGUCUUUUUCGGUUACUUUUGUAACCGCGUGUAUUUUAUUUACGCUAGUAAUCUGGUACACAAGGUGGCAACUCUGUUUAAAAAAAACAACAAACAAACUUCUGAAACUCACAUUAGCGAUAGAAAUGCACAUUGAUGAGCAAUGGUGUACAGAGGUUACGGACUAGGGAAAAAUACGGACAUUAGACAAAGGUGGACAUUUUUAGUAGAGCCCGACCGAUAUAUCGGCGGACCGAUAUUAUCGGCCGAUAUUAGGCAUUU
This is a messenger RNA of Pimephales promelas (fathead minnow), 6410 nucleotides long. The record is from RefSeq and is a predicted model, not a curated record. Lineage: Eukaryota; Metazoa; Chordata; Actinopteri; Cypriniformes; Leuciscidae.